CUUCCAUCCUGACCACACAUAAUCCUUUUAUCAUCUAGAUUCGACAGACUCGAAAUGAGCGAUAACUAUGAGGAAAAGCCUGACGCCAUUGGCAAAGAGUUCAGCGAUGAACUCAUGCCCGAGGAGCGUGAGCACGAGAUCGAGGCACGCAAUCUGCAAAGCAAUCAGUAUCUUGACAACGAACCACUGUAUGACCGGAUAGCGUUCGCACAGAUACCAGUGCACAUGAAGAGCCCUCGCAUGCUAGUUAUCACACUGGGCGUGUUUGCGGCGUUCAGCGGCAUGCUGAGUGGGUUAGACCAGUCGGUGAUCUCGGGCGCGCUGCCUGGUAUCCGGAAGCAUUUCAUCGCGUCAGGCGAGUGGGCGAGCAUGGACGACCCGAAACUGGCGACCGACAUUUCACUGAUUUCUUCACUGAUGCCGCUGGGCGCAAUGGCCGGCGCGCUCAUCAUGACGCCGCUGAACUUCUACUUUGGACGCCGAAACUCGAUUAUCAUCUCGUGUUUGUGGUACACACUGGGCAGUGGACUGUGUGCAGGCUCCCGUAGUGUGGGUAUGCUGUUUGCGGGCCGAUUCAUUCUGGGCAUCGGUAUCGGAAUCGAAGGCGGCUGUGUCGGUAUCUACAUCUCCGAGUGUGUGCCGCCAGAGGUGCGUGGCAACCUGGUGUCGGUAUACCAGCUGAUGAUCGCAUUCGGUGAGAUCAUCGGAUACGCCGCCGGCGGCGUUUUCUUUGACAUCCCGUCAGGCAGCUGGCGCUGGAUGCUGGGCUCGUCUCUCUUGUUUUCAACGAUCCUCCUGGUUGGGAUGGCCUUCCUGCCAGAAUCACCGCGCUGGCUGGCAUCCAAGGGCAAGUACGGGCGCGCGUGGCGGGUGUGGAAGUCGCUGCGCGACAUGGCCGACCCAAAAAGCCUGGACGAGUACCUUGCGAUGGAACUUUCAGUCAAACAUGAUGUCGACCAGUCCGCGAACGAGAAAUGGCAUCAGAGGUAUCUGGAGGUGUGCAGGACGCCGCGCAACCGACGGGCGCUUGUAUAUGCCACGGCUAUGAUAUUUUUCGGGCAGAUGACGGGCAUCAAUGCGGUGAUGUACAAUAUGUCAAACUUGAUGGCCAAGAUGAACUUUGAUGACCGCGAGUCAGUGCUGAUGUCGAUGGUGGGCGGUGGCGCGUUGUUCCUGGGAACAAUUCCUGCUGUGUUCACGAUGGACAAGUUUGGGCGCCGGGUCUGGGCGCAAAACAUCCUGAUGUUCAUCGUGGGUCUGGCGCUGGUGGGCGUCGGCUACCUAUACACGAACAAUGGUGUUGAUUAUUUCAAUGAGCACAAGGCAACGGCCUUGGGGUUGUUUUUCUCCGGCCUGGUGCUGUACAUGGCGUUCUUCGGGGCAUAUUCGUGCCUGACCUGGGUAGUGCCAGCAGAGAGCUUUGGUUUUAGCACCCGCAGCCAGGGCAUGGCAAUCUGCUCUGUAUUCCUUUAUCUGUGGUCAUUCAUUGUGACAUACAACUUCGAAGGGAUGCAGAAAGCGAUGACCUACACCGGCCUGACAAUCGGUUUCUUCGGCGGCUUGGCCGCGCUAGGCUUCUUUUACCAGCUGUUCUUUAUGCCCGAGACCAAAGACAAAACAUUGGAGGAGAUCGACGAGUUGUUUCUAAUGCCGACAAGUAAGCUGGUUGCGCUGAACACAAGCAAUCUGCUUAAGCCCUUCCGGCGGCGAUACCGGCCAGAGCAGGUCGACAACUACAACCCCUAAGUAGUUGUUCUUUUCACUUACCAGACCAACGUUCAUGGUACCAAUAAAGAGCGACAAGGUUACUCAAGUUGAAUGUAAUGAAAUCAUGAGGACUAAUACAUCGCUGCCAUUGCAUAACACAUGUUGUUCCAAUCAAAGAGGACGCAACAGCGUAUAGCGAGAUUCUGCAUAUCUGAUAAACAUGUUUACCACCUACUACCUUCCAUGCGAAGCCUAUCAUCUGAUCAUGAUUUGACUUCUGAUUCUCUUUUUUUAUAAACCUGAUAUAAGAAGUAUCAACGCUCACAGUCUCAACAGCAAGUUUGGCCGGUCCCUGAUAAAAGGCUCAACACUGUUUCUGUAGCCGCUCUUCACCCGCAGGCCUCUUGUGAAGCGGAACGCCUAGGUAAAUAAAAAAAAUUACUCAUAGCAUAGAAGUAAUUUCUUGUCGGGGCUAAUACGGCCCAUUGGUAUGGGUUAAAUCAAUAGGCAACUCCAUC
Messenger RNA from Aspergillus piperis CBS 112811, 2225 nucleotides. RefSeq names its product fructose symporter. The record is from RefSeq and is a predicted model, not a curated record. Bases 55 to 1746 code for a protein of 563 amino acids. NCBI's taxonomy places the organism in Eukaryota, Fungi, Ascomycota, Eurotiomycetes, Eurotiales, Aspergillaceae. Gene Ontology annotation, molecular function: myo-inositol:proton symporter activity. Gene Ontology annotation, biological process: transmembrane transport. The transcript has a single exon. Gene Ontology annotation, cellular component: membrane.